CUGGUCGGGCCGGCUUGGCAGGGACUGGGCUGCUCCGGUCCCGUCGGCACCGGGCUCGUAGGACCCCGGGGUUCCCAGGCGCAGGUCACCAUGAGCAAGCGGAAGGCGCCGCAGGAGACGCUCAACGGGGGGAUCACCGACAUGCUCACGGAACUCGCAAACUUCGAGAAGAACGUGAGCCAGGCCAUCCACAAGUACAACGCCUACAGAAAAGCAGCAUCUGUGAUAGCAAAGUACCCACACAAAAUAAAAAGUGGCGCAGAAGCAAAGAAAUUGCCUGGAGUAGGAGCAAAAAUUGCUGAAAAGAUUGACGAGUAUUUAGCAACUGGAAAAUUACGUAAACUAGAAAAGAUUCGGCAGGAUGAUACAAGUUCGUCCAUCAAUUUCCUGACUCGAGUUACUGGCAUUGGCCCAUCUGCUGCAAGAAAGUUUGUAGAUGAAGGAAUUAAAACAUUAGAAGGUAAGUGUAUAACAUCUUUUGUCUCCUUGUUCUGUCUUUAUAGAUAUUUUGAAGACUUUGAGAGAAGAAUCCCUCGUGAAGAGAUGUUACAGAUGCAGGAUAUUGUGCUGAAUGAAGUUCAAAAGGUGGAUUCUGAAUAUAUCGCUACAGUCUGUGGCAGUUUUAGAAGAGGCGCAGAGUCCAGCGGCGACAUGGAUGUUCUCCUGACCCAUCCAAGCUUUACCUCUGAGUCAGCCAAGCAGCCCAAACUGUUGCAUCGAGUUGUGGAGCAACUACAAAAGGCCCAUUUUAUCACAGACACUCUGUCCAAGGGUGAGACGAAGUUCAUGGGUGUCUGCCAGCUUCCCAGUAAAAAUGAUGAACAAGAAUACCCACACAGGAGGAUCGAUAUCAGGUUGAUACCCAAGGAUCAGUAUUACUGUGGUGUGCUCUAUUUCACUGGCAGUGAUAUUUUUAAUAAGAACAUGAGAACGCAUGCCCUAGAAAAGGGCUUCACAAUCAACGAAUACACAAUCCGCCCUCUGGGAGUCACUGGUGAGUGGUCUCGGGCUGUCAGACACAUAUGGUCAUCUGGAGAAGGAAUUUCUAAGAUAAUUUGGGCUUAACGGGUCUGCUUCCUUUGAAAAGCCUUCUAAGCACUAUGCCUGUUCAUUGCACUGGAAGCCCCUGGGCAAGGAAUCCCUGGGUAGCACAAACCGGGAACCUUCACUCCUGACCAAAAGAUGGGUGGCUUGAACCCACCUAGAGCGCCACGAAAGAAAGCCCUGGCCACCUGCGUCCAGAAAGCCCCAGGCCUGGAAACCCACUUCUCUGCAAUAACUGCGGUUCCCAAGAGUCAAAACAGACUCGGCAGCGACUAGAGGGGAUCAGCCCUCCAAAAACAAAAUGGGACUGGAGCCCCUGCUCCAGGGCCCUCAGUGCAGCCCCGUUUCUAGCUCGAUGUGAAUUGAUGAGAUCCCUUCCCCUGUGAUGGCUAAUUUAAAACACCGUCUUAGUGAUCUGCAGGGCUAUUGUAUUUGCUUGUUUUAAGUUUGGAAGAGCCUUGACAUCGUUGCUUUUAGUGUGAUGACCUGGGAGGUCUGGGCCUCUGUGAUCUUUAAAGCCUAAGGGAAACAGAUUGCUUGGUCUGUGUUUUAUAGAGCUUCCUAA
Molecule: messenger RNA, 1609 nt
Organism: Echinops telfairi (small Madagascar hedgehog)
Lineage: Eukaryota; Metazoa; Chordata; Mammalia; Afrosoricida; Tenrecidae
Gene: POLB
Product: DNA polymerase beta
Exons: 12
Coding region: 91-1065 (324 amino acids)
Biological process (GO): double-strand break repair via nonhomologous end joining
Cellular component (GO): nucleus
Molecular function (GO): DNA-directed DNA polymerase activity; DNA binding
Source: RefSeq, a predicted model, not a curated record